This is a messenger RNA of Monoraphidium neglectum, 2994 nucleotides long. RefSeq lists its product as hypothetical. Bases 1 to 2994 code for a protein of 997 amino acids. The record is from RefSeq and is a predicted model, not a curated record. The transcript is spliced from 3 exons. NCBI's taxonomy places the organism in Eukaryota, Viridiplantae, Chlorophyta, Chlorophyceae, Sphaeropleales, Selenastraceae.
AUGAUCCUGCCGCGUGUGUGGCAGCUGAGCAGGCACUGCCUGACAGACUGGCUGCUGCGGCACCACGGCCGCGCCGCCCCCCUCCGCGAGUGGCAGCACGCCGCCAUCACAUGGCACGCGCUCCGCAGCCUGUCGACGCGGCAGCUCGCUGAGUGGCUGCUCGCCUGCUCGCGCCGCGCGCGCGAGCUGACCCGGGACCCCGCGGCGACGGCGCCGCGACAGCGCCACCGCGCGCAACUUUGCACGCCUAGCGGCGACGAGGAACAGCGCGCGGCCGAGGCGGAGGCGGCGCGCCUGCUGCGCGGCGGCGACGCGGCGGGGGCGCUCGCCGCUGUCAGCGCGCCCGACGGCGACUUGAUGCUGCCAAUCCUCUACGCCGCCCAGGCCGGCCGCGCUGACCUGGCGCUUGACCUAUCCGAUCGUGUAGCCGCCCCGGGGCCCGCUAUGUUCUCCCCCGCCGCCGCGCUGCGUAGCGGCCACCCCGAACUCGCCAUGCAGCUCGCCCGCGCGCCCGGCGCGCCCGUCAUAGCGCCGGGCGGGCGCGCGCUCUGGGUGCUGUGCGCAGCCGCGCGCUGCGGCGGGGUGCCCCCCGGCGCACUGGCCGCCGCCGCGGCGUUCGCGCCUGAGUUGGAUGCGGCGGACGCGUUUCCUCUGCUGGGCGCCCUGGCUGAGCCGGGCGUGGCGCAGGUGCUCGCGUCUGCGGCCGUUCACACGGGCUUGGAGACAAGCCUCUCGGCCGUCGCAGUCCGCGCAGCGCUCGACGCGCGGCACGGCGCGCCGCUCGCGGCGGCGCUGCGUGCUCUGCUCGGCGCGCUGCCGCGUGGCGCGGCGCCGCCCGUGCUGGCGCACGCCGCGCGGAUGUGCGCCGAGGUGCGCAGCGGAGCAGUCAGCCCCCUGCUGCCCGCGGAGUUGCUGGGGGUGGUGGUUGGCGAGGCGCGGCGCGCGGGCUGCGGGGAUGGCGUCGAAUGGCUGCUGCUGCGCGGCGGGCCAGCGGCCAGACGGGGCAGCGGCGGCGGCGGCGACGGUGGGAACGGAAGCGGCAGUGAUGAGGACAGCGGGGCCUGGCCUGGUGGAGCGGGCGGGGACGAAGGCGAGGGCGGCGGCGGUGCUGGAGGGGACGGCGGCGCGGUUGGCGGGGGGCAGGGCGGCGGCGGGGCCGGCGGCGAUGGGAACGGCGCCGCCAACGUCGCUGCGCCGGCUGCGGAGGCAGCGGCGGCGGGCGGCGGCGGGCCCGACCUCCAUGCAAACGGAUCCAACGCCGGCGGCCGGGGCGGCCCUCUCGCGGCGGCCUCAAUUGGGGCGCGCCUGUGGUGGCGGGCGCACGCGGAGGGAUCGGCGCCUGCGGCGGCCGCCGGCCGCGCGUCGGGGCAGCCAGGGGCGGCCCCGAGCCUGAGCGAGAGCCCGUGGACGCUGGACGCGCGCGCCCCUGCGUCUUUGCACUGCUGUGCGGCCCUCGCGGCGCUGCACGUGCACGGCGCAGCGGCCGCGGGCGCCGUCGCGGCGCUCGUCAAGCCUUGGGAGGGGCCGCCGCCCCGCCACUACCUGUUUACAGAAAAGAACGUCGAGCUGCAGCUGGGGGUGCUCUCGGCGAUCGAGGGCGGCGCGGACGGCCCCGCGGUCGCGGCGGCCAUGCGGCGGCAGUGGCUGCAACGGCGAAGAGAGGUGCUCGCGGUACUGGCAGACAUCAGGCGCGGGCCGCCCAAGGCGACGGCGACGGCGGCGGGCAGCGGGGCGCGGAAGGGCCGCGGCGCCGUCGCCGCCGCCGGCCCGGCCGCAGCCGCGACCGCACCUGUGGACAGCGCUCCGGAGCAUCGCCGCACAGCUGUGGCCGCCGGCGCGGGCCCUGGCGCCCCUGCGGCAGCCCCAGCCGCCGAGGCCGGCGGCGCGCCCGCCGCAGGCGCAGCAGGCGCAGCGCUUGCGCCGGCCGGCGCGGCGGGUCGGCCGUCUGCGGCGGCGCGCCGCGAGGCUGAGCUGGCGUUCCAUCAGAAGCACGAACUCAUGAUUGCAGAGCUGAUGGGCGCGAUCGCGGCUGCGGCCCGCACCGGCGCUCCGGCCGUGCUGGGCGCAGUGCUGGACAGCGACAUGGCGGGCGCCGCGCGCGGCAUCAGGAGCAGCGGCCUCGGCCCCGCCUCGCUGCUGGGCCCGGACCAGGCGGCGCUCGUGGCCGCGGUCGUGCGCGGCGACGCGGCGCUCGUCCGCCUCCUCGCGCGGCGGCGCGCCGCGGCGCACGGCGGCGGGCCGCAGCCGAGGACGCUGGCGGCAAUGCGCGGAUGGGCGGUGGGGUUCAUGCCGCUGGCCUUCGGCUUGCCCGGGGCCCAGCAGGACGAUGCCCUGGGCAUCAUGCUCGCCGCGCUACGCCUCGCCUGCUGGGGCGGCGGCGCUCGCGGCGGGGACGGCUGCGGGGGCCGCGGCGGGGGCAGCGGCGGGGAUGCGGCUGGCAGCAGCGGCGGCGGCGGCGGCAGCAGGGGCGGCGGCGGCUUGCUGGGCAACGUGCUGGUCCCGCGGGCGCUCGCGCCGUCAGAGUUUGCGGACGUCGUGUUCGCGCUGGGCCGCGGCUGGCCGGAGGACGGCCUGCUGCUUGAUAUGGUGGUGUCCGCCGCGCUGCCGGCCAUGGAGCUGGCGGGCGACCCUGAGGCGCUCGCGCCGCUGCUGUGCCGCGUCGGCCGCGCGGGGCAGCUUCCAAUGUUUGCGCGGCGCGUGCGUGCGUCCACAGUGGAGAGAUUUCAUUUGUGCGGAAUUUUCUGGCCGGUGAGCGCCGACCUGGUGGCGGCGCUGGCUGCGUGGAUUGCGCGGGCGGAGAUGGUGGGGGUUGAGGGCUCAGAGGCGGACGAGGCAAGCGACGAUAGCACAGGGGACGAUGGCGACGAUGAAGAGGAGGAGGAGGAUGAGGAGGAGGAGGCGGACGAGGACGAAGAUGAAGAGGAAGAGGAGGAGGAGGAUCGGGAGGGCGGAGAGUGCGUGAUGAGGGGCGAGGAGGGCCCGAGUGGUGGAUGA